CUUAUUUAUUUAGCUUAUAGAACCCGUUAAGGUGCAAUAGGCUUGGAGAACAAGACAAACUGCGUGACUCGGGCAAUGGGUUUUGCUAGGGCUUUGUAAAAUCGCGAAACCUCUCUUCGUCGGACCGUCAAUCCACAGUCAUUUCCUCUCUCUCGAACGUCCAAUCCACGUUUCCGAUUCACAGAAACAUCAAUGAACGCGGCGAGAUCGAACUCCCUCAGCAAGCUCCGGCUGCUGAACCACAUUCUUCAAUCGCCGACCACCAGAGCAGUCUCCACUCUCUCUUCUCCGAUUCUAAAGCAGUCCUCUCUUCUCUCCAAUCAACUCCCGCUACGUCAGCUCUCCCCUUUCUUCACCUCCGUCCGCCAUUUCCGCAACGCUCGCGACCCCAGCGUGAGAUAUGAAAUCCCGCCGCCGGUAAAUUGGGGAGUACGAAUUGUGCCUGAGAAGAAGGCUUAUGUUGUUGAGCGGUUUGGGAAAUAUGCGAAGACGUUGACUCCUGGAAUUCACGUAUUGAUCCCUUUCGUGGAUAAAAUUGCUUAUGUGCAUUCGUUAAAGGAAGAGGCAAUUCCUAUACCGGAUCAAUCCGCCAUUACCAAGGACAAUGUCAGCAUUUUAAUUGAUGGUGUUCUCUAUGUCAAGAUUGUGGACCCUAAAUUGGCGUCUUAUGGGGUUGAGAAUCCACUGUAUGCGGUAAUUCAGCUAGCACAGACCACUAUGCGAAGUGAGCUUGGUAAGAUCACACUGGACAAGACCUUUGAGGAAAGGGACACCUUGAAUGAAAAGAUAGUGAUGUCUAUUAAUGAUGCUGCACAAGCUUGGGGCUUGAAAUGUCUUCGAUAUGAAAUAAGGGAUAUAUCUCCUCCUCGUGGGGUUAGAGCGGCUAUGGAGAUGCAGGCUGAAGCAGAACGAAAAAAAAGGGCUCAAGUUCUGGAGUCAGAAGGAGAAAGGCAGGCAAAUAUUAACAUUGCAGAUGGAAGGAAGAGUUCAGUGAUCCUUGCCUCAGAAGCUGCAAAAAUGGACCAGGUCAACAGAGCGCUAGGUGAAGCGGAAGCAAUCCUCGCUAGGGCACAAGCUACAGCAAAAGGGAUAGCAAUGGUGUCACAAACCCUUAAAGAGCAUGGUGGUGCAGAGGCUGCAAGUUUGAGAAUUGCAGAGCAAUAUAUCCAAGCAUUCAGUAAUAUUGCAAAGGAGAGCACCACGCUGUUGCUUCCUACGAGUGCUGCUGAUCCUGCUAGCAUGAUGGCUCAAGCUCUUGGCAUAUAUAAAAACGUAGUGGGCAAGAAUUCUGGCACUGAGCUUCCUGGGAUCUCUCAAUCUAAGUUGACCAGAACCACCAGGCAGAGUGAUUCAUCUGCAGCCGCUGGCGAUGACAGCUCUCUUACUGCGAAAUCUGCUGAUGAGGAUCAUCUGGGUGACCCUGUUUUCUCUUUGCAAAGCCACAAAAAGGAUGAUUGAGUGUCAAUGGAGAAGUUCUCAUUUCUAUUUUCCUAGCUUUGUGGAGUGUCUAGCAUUACAUGCAAUCUAAUUCCUGAGUAGGUAAUAUGGCAAUGAUAAAAGAGUGCCUAUUCUUUUGGCAUAGAGCUCUCACUUGCAUGAAUCAUUCUGGCGAUAACUGUGUAAUUGAGGAUGGCUGCUAUGUUCUGGAUGAGACUUUUCAGAAGGUAGAAAAAUGGAGAAAAGAAAAUAGUAAAAAACUUGCAGUUACCUGGCUUUAGUUCCCUCCAUUAUGUCUUGCUUGCUUGAAGUCAAGCAAGGGCUUUAUACUAGUUGACUCUUCUUUUAAGUUCGAAGGGUGAAGCAAUUCCACAGGUUUAUUUUUUGGAGAACAUCAAAGGUAACAUACGUUCUUUUGCAUAAGAAUCUGUCUUCUCCAAGUUUUUAACUUCUAUAAAAUCAGUGGAACUUGUACUUUCUUUGCA
Molecule: messenger RNA, 1922 nt
Organism: Nicotiana attenuata
Lineage: Eukaryota; Viridiplantae; Streptophyta; Magnoliopsida; Solanales; Solanaceae
Product: stomatin-like protein 2, mitochondrial
Exons: 9
Coding region: 193-1458 (421 amino acids)
Cellular component (GO): membrane
Source: RefSeq, a predicted model, not a curated record